AGAUGAGUGCACGCCUUCUCCUGGGCAGGACUGUGCCCAGGUUUCUUCUACAAACUGUGUCAAGCUCAGAAUUGGCAGCUCCCUGCUCUGGCUGUGUUUCCCGAUGGCUCCCACUAUGUUGGUCGGUCUCCUUCCCCUGAGUGUCUGUCUCCUGCUGACACCCAGCCCCACCGAGGCAGGUAGGCUGCUGGUGGUGCCCAUCGAUGCGAGCCCCUGGUUCUCCAUGAAGCCGUUGGUGGAAGAGCUGAUCCAGAGAGGGCACGAGUUAGUCGUGGUCAUGCCAGAGAUGACUUGUCGUGUGAAGAAAUCUUUGAAUUUUACAGCCAAGACCUACUCACUCCCUUACUCUCUGGAGGAUUUGAAUCGUGAAAUGAAAAUUUUUUCUGAUUACCAAUGGAAAAUUCGGGAUAAGAAUUUUCUUUCUUUUUAUAUGGGCUCAUCCAGCAAAGUUUUCGAUUACUUUUUCUCACACUGCAAGAGUGUGUUCGACGACAGGAAGCUAGUGAGAUACUUGGAAGAGACUUCUUUCGACGCGGUGUUUCUAGAUCCUUUUGAUAUGUGUGGUCUGAUUAUAGCCAAGUACUUGUCCCUUCCUUCUGUGGUCUUUACCAGGGGAGCAUUUUGCUAUUAUCAUGAUGAAGGGGCUCAGUGCCCGAGUCCUCUGUCUUAUGUCCCUAGGGAAUUAUUAGCUUUCUCGGAUACCAUGACUUUCUGGGAGCGAGUGCGGAAUCUCCUCUUCUACAUGGAAGAACGUUUAUUUUGCCACCAUUUACUGAAAGUGGCUGUAGAUGCUGCCUCUGAGAUUUUGCAGACCACCAUCACCCCGUAUGACCUCUACAGCCAUGUGUCUAUGUGGUUGUUUCGGACUGAUUUUGUGUUGGAGUAUCCCAGACCCGUGAUGCCCAACAUGGUCUUCGUCGGAGGCCUCAACUGCCAUGAGAAAAAGCCCCUGACAGAGGAGUUUGAAGGCUACGUCAAUGCUUCCGGGGAGCACGGGGUCGUGGUCUUCUCCCUGGGCUCCAUGGUCUCCGACAUUCCAGAGAAGAAAGCCAUGGAAAUCGCCGAGGCCUUGGGCACCAUCCCCCAGACGGUCCUGUGGCGGUACACGGGAACUCCACCCAAGAAUCUCGCCAAGAACACAAAACUUGUCAAGUGGCUGCCCCAGAAUGACCUGCUCGGUCACCCCAAGACGCGUGCCUUUAUCACACACUCUGGCUCCCAUGGGAUAUACGAAGGCAUCUGCAACGGCGUGCCCAUGGUGAUGCUGCCCCUCUUCGGGGACCAGAUGGACAAUGCCAAGCGCAUGGAGUCCCGGGGAGCUGGCGUGACCCUGGACGUCCUGGAGAUGACCUCGGAGGACUUGUCUAAGGCCCUGAAGGCCGUCAUCUAUGACAAAAGCUACAAGGAGAACAUCAUGCGUCUGUCCAGCUUGCACAAGGACCGCCCCAUCGAGCCUCUGGACCUGGCCGUGUUCUGGGUGGAGUUCGUCAUGCGGCACAAGGGGGCGCCGCACCUGCGCCCCGCUGCCCACGACCUCACCUGGUACCAGUACCACUCCCUGGACGUGAUCGCCUUCCUCCUGUCCAUCGUGCUGGGCGUCCUCUUCAUCGUCUACAAGUGCUGUGCCUUCGGGUGCCGGAAGUGCUUUGGGAAGAAACCGCGUGGGAAGAAAUCGCACAAGUCCAAGACGCACUGAGACCGACCGAUGGCCCCGGGUGGGCGGGCACGUGGCAUCACCAAGGCUGCUCAGAGAUGACCUCUGCCAUGACUCUGUCACCAAAUCACGAGCCAUACCUUUAGGUCGAUAUUCAGACAUGCUUUUUGUGCCUGCACUUCCUCCUACCCGGACCACACCUGGGAGCUUUAACUCAACACCUCCCCUCCAAGAGGGCCAUGAAGGUCUCCAAGCACUUAUUUUUUUUUUUUUACCUAGAAAGGGGGCCAGUUGGGGGCUGCAGUUAGAUUUUACCUUGGAUGAAAACUGUGACAUCACCUGGCUUUAGAGAGGCUGGAGCCUAUCCCCACGAUGACAGGAGGCCUCGGGCUUCCUGGAGGUCGGUUGCUGUCUACUUAAAAAAUAAAUUAAUAAAAUAAAGAGCCUCUCCCUCCUCUGGAGUGAGCUGGCAGUGAAUGUCUGGAGAGCUGUGAGAGAUUUCUGGCUUUGGGGGAACCCAAAUUGGAGGGUGCUGACUCUGAGGGUGACCUUGGUGGGUUUGUGCCAAGUGGAUCAACUGCGUGAUGAGUGCAGAGAGCCCUGGGUCUGGCGCGGAUUAUUCUCGCUUACGUUUCCCACCAUGCAAUCAUGUUAAUAAAUUCUUGGAAAUUCGA
This is a messenger RNA of Sorex fumeus (smoky shrew), 2328 nucleotides long. RefSeq names its product UDP-glucuronosyltransferase 1A8-like. The record is from RefSeq and is a predicted model, not a curated record. The transcript is spliced from 5 exons. Lineage: Eukaryota; Metazoa; Chordata; Mammalia; Eulipotyphla; Soricidae. The coding region runs from base 104 to 1696 and encodes 530 amino acids. Gene Ontology annotation, molecular function: UDP-glycosyltransferase activity.